ACACACAAAAUAAAAUUCACCAAAAUAGAUAUAUCGAUUUGCGUGGAUCUUUUAAGUAAAUGUGAAAGAAGUGAUGAUUAUAAUUAAAUUAUUUUAGUUUGAUAAUUAAAUAAAUUUAUCGAUAAUAUUAAUUCGAUAAUAACAAAUUGAUAUAGUUCAAGCGAUUAUUGACGAACAAACGAAAUGAUUUUAAUUUUAUAUCUCACUACAGGUUAAGCUGGCAUAUAAGAUUUUUAUUUGUUUUAAUUUGAAGAUUAUUUCUAUAUAUCAGAAAUAGGAGAAAUUGCAAAAUGAACAUUUUGCCAGGGACGGCAUCUCUUCUUGAAGAACUUGACAAAAAACUUAUGGUUUUAUUAAGAGAUGGCAGAACUUUAAUUGGAUAUCUUAGAAGUGUUGAUCAAUUUGCUAAUAUUGUACUUCAUCGUACAAUUGAAAGAAUUCAUGUUGGCAAAGAAUAUGGAGACAUUCCAAGAGGAAUUUUUAUUGUCAGAGGAGAAAAUGUUGUCCUUUUGGGAGAAAUAGACAGAGAUAAAGAAAGAGAUUUACCAUUGACUGAAGUAUCUGUUGAUGAUAUCUUGGAUGCACAAAGACGAGAACAAGAAUUAAAGCAAGACCAGAAACGACUAAUAAAUAAAACUCUGAAGGAACGAGGUUUAUCAUAUAUUCCAGAUAUGGGUCAUGAUGACAUGUUCUGACCCAUAUCCACAUCCUUGACUACCAAUACUUUAUCAUCUACAUCUUCACAUAACUCUGAAGCAUGUGAUACAUGUUACACAUCACUUUCUUUCUGAAGGGGACAACUUGUGAGAUGUGAAUAUAUCACAUAAUUGUGAAGAUAGAAAGAAUAAUUAUAUCCUACAAUAGAAUAAUAAUAAUGUAUAUCCUACAUUUUCUUUAUAAAACUAUGAUAUAAUAGUACAAUCCAAAUUUAACAUAUGAGAUGUCAAUAAUAUAAGAAUUUAUAUAGUUUUAGUUUUAUUACAUUAACCCUGUAUUUAGUGUGGAAUAUGUAUCCACUAUAAUUGUAUUGUACUUUUAAAAAUCUUCAAACUUCUACUAUAUACAAAAAUUAUAUUUAAAUAGAAAUCUAUCAUAAUUAAUAAAUAGUCUUUUACUGACUAUAUUAAAUACAUAAAUGAACAUAUUGAUUACAUUUACAGAUUUCUAGCAAUUACAUAUAUAUUUUUCUAUGAUCAGUUUUACAUAUCUUGUUUUGUAUAAAGAAUUCUUGUUUCAAUAAUUCCCUUGUAUUUCAAACUAAAAAUAAAAACGAAUACACAAUAUAAAGAAAGAUUUGAUUCAAUA
Messenger RNA from Bombus terrestris (buff-tailed bumblebee), 1305 nucleotides. RefSeq names its product U6 snRNA-associated Sm-like protein LSm1 (gene LSm1). The transcript is spliced from 3 exons. The record is from RefSeq and is a predicted model, not a curated record. Gene Ontology annotation, biological process: deadenylation-dependent decapping of nuclear-transcribed mRNA. Lineage: Eukaryota; Metazoa; Arthropoda; Insecta; Hymenoptera; Apidae. Gene Ontology annotation, molecular function: RNA cap binding. Gene Ontology annotation, cellular component: Lsm1-7-Pat1 complex; P-body. Bases 291 to 695 code for a protein of 134 amino acids.